AGCGCUUCCGGGGUCGGGUUAUUCCGGCCCGCCCCGCCCCGCCGCCGGUGCCUUGCUGGAAACUCCGGCCCUCCCGGAAGUGGACCGGGCCUGUCUGUCGGGGUCGCCACUACCCCGCUGCUGCUGAGGGCCGCGGGGGCGGCGGCGAUGGCGGAGGCGGCACUGCUGCUGCCGGAGGCGGCGGCGGAGCGGGACGCUCGGGAGAAGCUGACUCUCUGGGAUCGGGGACCCGACACCACGGCGCCUCUGACCGACAGGCAGAUGGACUCGGUGCUGGAGCUGAAGGCGGCGGCCGAGAACCUGCCGGUGCCGGCCGAGCUUCCAAUUGAAGACUUGUGCAGUUUGACGUCCCUGUCGCUGCCCAUCACACAGAUGUCAGUAGUACCAGAAUCUACCGAAGACAUUCUCUUGAAGGGUUUUACUUCCUUAGAAAUGGGAGAGGAAAGAAUCGAAACGGCACAGCAGUUUUUUUCAUGGUUUGCAAAACUACAAACUCAGAUGGAUCAGGAUGAAGAAACUAAAUAUAGACAGAUGAGGGAUUACUUGUCUGGGUUUCAGGAGCAGUGUGAUGCUAUAUUGAAUGAUGUAAACAGUGCUCUGCAGCAUCUGGAAUCAUUGCAGAAACAGUAUCUUUUUGUGUCCAAUAAGACAGGAACCCUACACGAAGCCUGUGAACAGCUCCUGAAGGAACAGUCGGAACUUGUUGACCUGGCAGAAAACAUUCAACAAAAGCUUUCCUAUUUUAAUGAAUUGGAAACUAUUAACACAAAAUUGAAUUCUCCUACGUUGUCUGUGAAUAGUGAAGGAUUUAUACCUAUGCUGGCCAAGUUAGAUGAUUGUAUAACAUAUAUCUCAUCUCAUCCAAAUUUUAAAGAUUAUCCUGUCUACUUACUGAAGUUCAAGCAGUGUCUUUCUAAAGCUUUGCACCUCAUGAAGACAUACACUGUGAACACACUACAGAACCUCACAAGUCAGUUACUGAAGAGGGAUCCUUCAUCUGGACCUAAUGCAGACAACGCCUUCACACUAUUUUAUGUGAAAUUCCGAGCUGCUGCCCCCAAAGUCAGAACUCUUAUUGAACAAGUAGAACAGCGAUCUGAAAGGAUACCUGAAUACCAACAGCUGCUGAAUGACAUUCACCAGUGUUACCUUGACCAGAGGGAGCUCCUUUUGGGCCCUAGUAUCACUUGUACCGUAACAGAGCUAACCAGCCAGAAUAACAGAGAUCAUUGUGCCUUGAUUCGCAGCGGCUGUGCCUUCAUGGUCCACGUAUGCCAGGAUGAACACCAGCUUUACAAUGAAUUCUUCACAAAACCAACGUCAAAAUUAGAUGAACUUUUGGAGAAACUGUGUAUGUCAUUGUAUGAUGUCUUCAGGCCAUUGAUCAUUCAUGUUAUUCACUUAGAGACUCUUUCGGAACUUUGUGGGAUUCUUAAAAAUGAGGUGCUUGAAGAUCAUGUACAGAACAAUGCUGAACAGCUGGGGGCAUUUGCAGCUGGUGUAAAGCAGAUGCUGGAAGACGUACAAGAGCGGCUGGUCUACCGAACCCACAUCUAUAUUCAGACGGACAUCACUGGCUACAAGCCAGCUCCUGGCGACCUAGCGUACCCCGAUAAGCUGGUCAUGAUGGAGCAAAUUGCACAGAGUUUAAAAGAUGAACAGAAGAAGGCACCUUCAGAAGCUUCGUUUUCAGAUGUUCGGUUAGAAGAACCAGAGUCUAACAGUCUAACAAAAUCUGGUUCAACAGAAUCUCUCAAUCCUAGGCCACAGGCCACAAUUUCUCCGGCAGAUCUUCAUGGAAUGUGGUAUCCUACAGUUCGACGGACGCUUGUGUGUCUCUCCAAAUUGUACAGAUGUAUAGAUAGGGCGGUGUUCCAGGGGCUAUCACAGGAAGCCUUGUCCGCCUGCAUUCAGUCCUUACUGGGAGCCUCGGAGUCUAUCAGCAAAAACAAGACUCAGAUUGAUGGACAACUUUUCUUAAUAAAGCAUCUUUUGAUUCUUCGUGAACAAAUCGCUCCAUUUCACACUGAAUUCACCAUUAAGGAAAUUUCCCUGGACCUCAAGAGAACUAGAGAUGCAGCGUUUAAAAUCCUGAACCCCAUGACUGUUCCAAGAUUUUUUCGGCUGAAUAGCAACAAUGCCUUGAUAGAGUUCUUGUUGGAGGGUACUCCUGAGAUAAGAGAACACUACCUCGACUCUAAAAAAGACGUAGACCAUCAUCUGAAGUCGGCCUGCGAGCAGUUUAUCCAGCAGCAGACCAGGCAGUUUGUAGAGCAGCUGGAGGAGUUCAUGAUGAAGGUUUCAGCAUUAAAAACAAUGGCCAGCCAGGGAGGACCCAAAUACACCCUGUCACAGCAGCCGUGGGCACAGCCAGCAAAGGUCGGUGACCUGGUGGCAAGUGUCUAUAAGACAAUAAAAUCAAAGCUGCCUCUGACAUUGAGAAGUAUGUCAUUGUACCUCUCUAAUAAAGAUACCGAGUUCAUCUUGUUUAAGCCUGUUAGGAAUAAUAUUCAGCAAGCCUUCCAGAAGUUCCAUGUCUUGUUAAAGGAGGAGUUUGGUCCUGAGGACAUCCAGAUUAUUGCGUGUCCCUCCGUGGAGCAGCUGAACCUCCUGCUGUCAGUGUCUAAGUAACAGGCCAGUUGGGCCGAGUCACGCGGCCGCGGGGCACUGAGAAACUGUAUGCGAUUGUCCCCAAGAACCACACAGGCAUGCUCCUCACUGCUGACUGCGUCAUGAAGUACAAGCAAAGGGUUAAAAGAUUGCUGCUUCCCUUUUAGAAACACCAAAAUGCCAAAGAUUAAUCCAUGAGCCGUGGCAACGUCCUCAUUUAAAUGGUCGCAAGACGUGAGUUUUUAAGAGGUAGCGAUGGCGGGCACGCAGUGAGAUGGUUCUUGCAAAGGAUGUGCAAUGAAAACAGGUGGCAGCAUGUAGGGCAGGGAACUUGAUGGAACUAGAGCCAAUUAGAAAGUGUCUAAAGUCAGGCUUGCUAAGGUGUGAAACACGGCGAUGCCUCCCACCGAGCAUUCCACAGCGACUCUUCUUUUACUUCCAGAACUGUUAUUUCUGCCCUCGAUUUAGCAUAACGCUUUUCCUGUCACCUUGAAGUUGAGUUUGGAGCAGAUUGGAUGCUUCUGAGAACACCUUCUGCCUUCCUGUGAACUCAGGGUGUCCUCUGCCCAUGGACUUGGUGUGAGGCCGUUUCCGUGUAUAGGUACCUUGCGGACGGUCGCAGGACCUGUACUCCCCGAAUUGCUGAGGUACAGAAUGUUCAAGAACAGGGAGUGGCUGCCGCCCCAUAAUACUGGGUUGUCAGAAAAGUCAUGACGCAUUUUUGCAACGAAAAACAGAAAAAAUAUGUCAUGACUUUUCCGACAACCCAGUAGACACACGGUGUUUUUAGUGAACCGCCGUGGAACAGCCGUCAGUGUGAGUGGGAAGCGCAAGUGGGCCAUGUACACCUGGCACGUGACAGGGAGGAGGAAGCCCCGUGAGGAGGGUGUCGCACGCACGCGGGGAGGAUGACCAGCCUCCUGAGCUCAGGCCCUCGGGCCCAGUCCUUCUCUGAGAAGCCAGCGCGCUCACGGCCUCUGUGUUCGGUGACUGUGCCGAGUACCUGUGACAGCCGAGGAGGGUCAAGACUGCCUUCCCCCUAAAACCACCCCACUAUGUCAGGGAUCGUCACAUGAAUCAGGACGUCUGUGACUUUUCCUCCAAAUACUGAUUUCCUGAUGGGAUUGGUUUUGCCUCUGAUGUUACAGUAAAAGUAGCCUGCUUUUUGGUUCCAAAGGAAUUUUGAGUUAUUCAAACACUAGUCUAGAGAUGGAACACCGACGCGGGUCCUGGAAUGUAGCAGCAGCAGCUGCCAAUCGGCGUGCCGAGCAGCGUUUCCACCCCCUUCAAGCAGACCCCGCAGUGUGCAGAGGGGUUACUGCCGUAUUCUCACGUCUGUCAUUUUCGACAGGUCACUUGUUUCUCACCUCAGUUUGAAUUGGUGAUAGGUGUUGCUCGAUCGAGCUUCAUACUCUGUGUUUGGGGAAGACAGAUGGUACAGAGGGUCCAUAGUCGUUCUGUGACACGAAACGAAUUACGAAUAUUGUAUUUACUUCCACUUACUAUUUAAGUACACGUUUAAUGAAAUAAACUGUAAAAUACCCAGUUUUGUGUAUUAUAUGUACAUUUGGUUUUUUAAAAGCCUUUCCAAAGAAACGAGGGCAUGGUUAUUGUACAUACUGUGACUGAUUUAUUUGAUGUACAGAGCAGUGUGUUCUUAAGGAUAAAAAUAUUUGACAACACUCGUUCUUGUGUUGAAUCUUUUAUUUCUGAAACAGACCUUGCACAGUGCUGAGUAUGUGAUAGUGAUCCAACUCGUUUGCUAAAUGAACAUUUGUUUAAACCUGUACAGUUUCAAGUGUUUACUUAUACAAAGAGUGUACAUACUUUCAAAUAAUUUAAAAUGCUUUAUAUUAUUUGGCUAGAAAUUGCUGUUUUUAAUAAAUGUGAAUUUUUU
Messenger RNA from Hipposideros armiger (great roundleaf bat), 4507 nucleotides. It is a transcript of the gene COG3, whose product is annotated as component of oligomeric golgi complex 3. NCBI's taxonomy places the organism in Eukaryota, Metazoa, Chordata, Mammalia, Chiroptera, Hipposideridae. Gene Ontology annotation, biological process: intracellular protein transport; Golgi organization; intra-Golgi vesicle-mediated transport. The transcript has 23 exons. The record is from RefSeq and is a predicted model, not a curated record. The coding region runs from base 148 to 2631 and encodes 827 amino acids. Gene Ontology annotation, cellular component: COG complex; cis-Golgi network; membrane.